CAGCUGCCUCUGUCACAGGGACACACUUAAAAACCAGGAGACACGUCCGGAGACAUGAGUCUGUCCACUAACUUCCCCGCGUGCUGCCUCGGAACUUUGGCGCGUCCUCGUCCCUCGUCCCCGGAGCGGCGCGUGGCCGCGUGGAGACACAUGUCCGCUGCUCCUGUCUCCUCUUGUCUGUCCAGAGACCUCGGUCCUGACAUGUGAACUGCUUCUAUAUCGCUGCAGCACUUUACUGUGAUUCACACCGGAUGGAAAAGACCAUUUAUUUUCAUCAGGAUAAAACUCUUUCCUGUUGCCAACAGAACAGGUCGAUUCCGGCUCCGGGCUCUUGGAAGAUUUCUGUGAUUUUACCGUUCCCUGCUGUCGCUGGAAUAUGCUCGAUAUAUGGAUGAGCUAUUUGGAAAUCUUUUUCAAAACAACACUAUCGAAUCACUUCUGAAGGAUUAUCCUGUGAGGAGCCCACAUGUCUUCUGAGGAUAAGCUGAUCCUUUUUUUGUCUUGGUGAAAGGUAAUGACCCGGCAGUUAUCACCAUUUAACGCGGAGAAACAGGUGAGAGUAUGAUCGCUCUUGCCUGACAGGCCUCGUGGGAGGUCACUGCUGAAUAUGCAGGACUUAGCCGGGCCUGAUAUGCCCAGGAAACAUCCGAUCUUUGAUGGCUUUGCCCUCGUGCGGGGCUUGCUCCUUGGAUUAGUCAUGGCAAGUGCACCGGCGCUGGCUUGCCCUACAAGUUGUCACUGCAUAGAGAAGGGCGGCAUGACGGUCGUCCAGUGUGUGUCUCACAACUUGGAGAAGAUCCCGACAGAUCUGCCUGGUGACACUGUCGUCCUGCACUUGGCGUCCAACCACAUCACGCACAUCCCCAACCACGCCUUCAGCGAGCUGCGCUACCUUCAGGAGGUGGACCUGUCGAACAAUGACAUUGAGACUUUGGACGCCGGAGCAUUUCAAGGCGUUUCUGACAGCCUCCUCGUGCUGGACCUGUCGAACAAUCGCAUCCAGAGUGUCCCGAAAGAGGCCUUCGCCCGACUCCGAGCGAAGAUCAGGCUCUCCAACAACCCGUGGCACUGUGAGUGCACGCUGCAGGAGGUGCUGAGGGAGCUGCGGCUGGACCCCGAGACCGUGAACGAGGUGAUGUGCCACACGGCGGUGCAGGAGGAGUACGCGGGCAAGCCGGUGAUCCAGGUGCUGGACUCAGGGAUCAACUUCUGCAACUUUCACCACAAGACCACCGACGUAGCCAUGUUCGUCACCAUGUUCGGAUGGUUCACCAUGGUGAUCGCGUACGUCAUCUACUACGUGAGACACAAUCAAGAGGAUGCUAGACGGCACCUGGAGUACCUCAAGUCGCUGCCCAGCAGCUCUCAGAUCAGCAAGGACUUCGACACUAUCAGCACGGUUCUUUAGCAGGAGGCGUGUGUGUCUGUACAUAUGUGAGUAAAUGUGUGCGGUCAUGUACAAACAAUGACCAAACAGCUGUUGCAAACAGAAAAUCACAAACAUUUUUUACAACAAUAUUCGAGGUCUCACUGCAAAUAGAAAAAUUGUUUACCAACUUAAAAAUAACAAUUUAAUUGGUAGCACACUAAAGUUAAUCUUAUAAAGUUAAAGUUAUCUACCUACUAUUUCCUCAAACGUCUUUCUGUCUGUGUGUGUGUGUCUGUGUGUGUGUGUGUGUGUGUGUGUGUGUCUACCAUGUGAACUGUUCAUGUAAUCGGCUUCACACGUAUGUUCUUAGUUUCCUCAGUCCAAGCCAAGUGUACAUUCAAUAUUAAUACUAAUUCAAUAAACAGACGACCAUGCAGUGCUCUGUAGCAGUCA
Messenger RNA from Hippoglossus stenolepis (Pacific halibut), 1822 nucleotides. RefSeq names its product leucine-rich repeat-containing protein 3. Gene Ontology annotation, molecular function: protein binding. The record is from RefSeq and is a predicted model, not a curated record. The transcript is spliced from 2 exons. Gene Ontology annotation, cellular component: extracellular matrix. Lineage: Eukaryota; Metazoa; Chordata; Actinopteri; Pleuronectiformes; Pleuronectidae. The coding region runs from base 608 to 1408 and encodes 266 amino acids.